This is a messenger RNA of Melampsora larici-populina 98AG31, 686 nucleotides long. RefSeq lists its product as uncharacterized. The transcript has a single exon. The record is from RefSeq and is a predicted model, not a curated record. Lineage: Eukaryota; Fungi; Basidiomycota; Pucciniomycetes; Pucciniales; Melampsoraceae. Bases 327 to 554 code for a protein of 75 amino acids.
AAUGCCUUGAAUAAUGAAUUUAUAAAAAUUAAAACUUUGUAUUAAAAAAUGACUAGAGGUAAGAUAUUAUUUAAAAAAACCCAAAAGAACAAAACUACAACAAUUAUCAUCAUCAGAUAUCAAAAAAAUGUAACAUCAUAUCAUGUAUAUAUUAAUCUAAUGACAAUAAAAAAUUACGGAAAAAAAGAUUAAAGUGAGAAAUGAAUAGAUAUCUACUUAAAACAAGUAAAAUGUUUGUUUGUUUGUUUUUCGUUUUCAUCGAGUAGAAAGCAUUGAAACCGGUCUAGAAUUAUUUUUUGAAGGAGUGAUCAUAUGAGAUUUUCUAAAUGAAUCAGGUAAAGGAAGAUGAGUUUGACAAGCAUUCGAACAAGAAGCUGUUCGAUGAUGUGGUAAAGAAGAUCUACGUUGAGCACGACGUUGAUCAGCUUCUUCAAAUAAAGCAGCUUGUUUUGAAAGCCAACUAUUCCGAUUUCUUAAAUGAGUGGCUCGACUACAACUACUUGAACUUCCGAUCCGAUGAUGAUCAUAGGCUCUUGAUGGGGUUAGAGGUGUGAUUGGUGCUGGUGGUAUGUCUUGGAUCUCAUCUGGGUCUGAGUCUUGGUCAUCUGGCUCUUGAUCUGUUGUGGUAAUCGAGGUGGGUGAUGAAGAGAUAAGAACUUGAUCGAGUUCUUCAUCUGUUAUUACAG